This is a messenger RNA of Cucurbitaria berberidis CBS 394.84, 1082 nucleotides long. RefSeq lists its product as uncharacterized. Bases 48 to 1010 code for a protein of 320 amino acids. The record is from RefSeq and is a predicted model, not a curated record. The transcript has 6 exons. NCBI's taxonomy places the organism in Eukaryota, Fungi, Ascomycota, Dothideomycetes, Pleosporales, Cucurbitariaceae.
CGUCUGCUCUAUACAAACAAUAAAGACGAAUAUCUCCACCAGCGACAAUGGACAACCUCGGAAAGAUCUCAGCCUUUGGAAAGAACAUCUCUGCUUCUUUCACGCCAUGGGCCGCCAGGACGCAGCAGUUUGUCAAGGAGCAGGUUGGCCAGGUCGACGAUAAGACCCAACUCCCCCCGGACUAUAUUGAGCUUGAGAAGCGCGUCGAUGCGUUGAAGAAGGUGCACACGACCAUGCUCCAGGUCACCUCGCAAUACUCCAACGAAGCCUACGACUACCCGGCCAACCUCCGCGAGUCCUUCAACGAUCUCGGCCGCACCGUCUCCGAGAAAGUCCACCUCCUCUCGAGCGCCACCUCCCCCGCCGAAGCCCAGGCUGCCCUCACUGCGCCGCCCUCGGCGAAGCCGCAGCCCAAGACCUUCAGCCAUGCCGUUGCCCGCGCCGCGGUCAACGCCUCGCACAUGCUCACAUCCGAGCAAACCAGCUCUAGCGAGGAUCCGCUUGCGACAGGUCUCGAGAAAUACGCCAUCGCCAGCGAGAAGGUCGGCGAGGCUCGCCUUGCACAGGAUGCGCAGAUUCAGUCUAGGUUUCUGGCGGGCUGGAGCACAACGCUGAAUACUAACAUCCAGUUUGCGACGCGUGCGCGCAAGGCCGUGGAGAAUGCGCGCUUGAGCCUCGAUGCGACCAAGGCCAGUGCAAAGGGACCUGCGUUUACCCUGCCUGGUCAGACCGGAAGGAAGGACGGUGUCGAAGAGGAUCUGAGUGAAGAGGCGAGGGCGAAGAUUGAGCAGGCCGAGGAUGAGUUUGUGGGACAGACGGAGGAAGCUGUUGGGGUCAUGAAGAAUGUCCUUGAUACCCCCGAACCCCUCCGCAACCUUGCCGACCUCAUCGCCGCCCAACUCGAAUACCACAAGAAGGCAUACGAGAUUCUGUCGGAGCUGGCGCCCGUCGUUGACCAGCUGCAAGUCGAACAGGAGGCAAGCUACCGUAAGGCUCGCGAGGAGCUCUAGAUUGACAAAGGAUUGUGGUGGAUAGACCAUUGAGGAUCAGGAUUGGAUAGGCAAGUUGGGAAAAGGAUGAGG